AUGAAGUUAAAUAAUGAUUUGGUUGGAUUCAGAUUCGAAUAUGAUAGCAAUCUUAGUGUAGAAAAUCUAUAAAAUGAAACUAACAAGACUUAUAUUGUAUAUGUUGCUUAGUUUUUUUAGUCAGAUUAAAAUAAUUAGGUUAGUGUCAUAUUAGAUAUCAUUAAUUGCAAAAAUCCUAAUCUAAAAGGGUUUAAAUGCUUAGAUUUCUCUAAAGUGUCUAAUUAUACCUUUUCGCUUAAUGCCUAAAACAGCUUACAGACCUAAAUCAAUAUAUUUACUUAUGGAUGCUUAGAUUUGGACACUUUUAAAACCACAAUACCUGAUAACUGUGCAAGUUAAACAGAAAUAGAAAACAUAAUAAAUGGCAUAAAUGCUGUUGUAAGAUUGAAACUUUAUACUUCUCAGUUUAACACAACUACUUAAAAAGCUCAGGUAAACUAUAGAAAUGCUUAUGUUUAUACUGUUGCAAACUAGUUUAUCUUCUCAAGAAUUAAGACAUAAAAACAAAUAAGCAAAGUAAAAACAGGAUUGAUUAUAUAAUCAUAAACAAGCUUUUCUUCUCCUAUUGAAUAUGAUUAACAAGAUUAAAGCAUAGACAGAGAGUAUUCCUCAUAAAGAAUCGGUUAAUCUUGUUAUAGUUAAGUAAUGAUAUAUCCUGAUGAAUUAGUGUAGUAAGUAAGAAUUUAAUAUCCAACAUUACCCUAAGUUUGUGCACAAGUAAACAGUGUUUUUACUAUUUUAAUGCUAUUAGGUAUAAUAGGAAGAUCUGUUUCGAACUCUUCAAUCAAAAAAGAUUUUAUCAUGCUCUUCUUGAAAAAUUUAUACUAAUCUAAUUACUUACUUAUGUUAGGUCUUUAAAAAACUUCAUAAACUGAUAAAGCGUAAGACCAUCAACUUAAGCAAAAUUUUGAAAAAGGCACUCGAUAGUAAUCAAUAUAAUAAUAAGAAUAGCAAUAGUAAUAAAAAUAAGAAGAAGUAGAUGUAACAAAAAAAGAAAUAGUAGAACUAACAAAAAAAGAAGAUGAACUUAAUGAAGUAUAAGAAACAUCUAUUAAAGAUGACAGUGAUAAUAGUUAAUAAAUAUAAAUACCUAUAUUUUAUUAUAGGCCUUCAUUUCAAUCUGUAUAGUAAAAAUUACCACAUAAUAAUGCUAACAUUAGAAAAAAUCUUUUGAAGAAAUAAAAUUCAUUAAAUUUAGUUUCUAAAAAAUUGAAUCUUACAUUUGAAAUAAAUUAAAAAUAAUAAAUAUCUUAAGAAGAAGACUAAUGCAAAUUGAGUAAAGAAUCCUUUAUUUAAAAAUAUACAACAGACGAUAAAUAAAACUAAAGUAUAUUUUCAGAUUCAAUAUUUACUCUAAGAAAUUAAAACUCGAAGUAAAAAUCGAUAUAUAGAGAAAGCUAAAUUAAUCAAUCUAUUUGUUACAAUCUCAGAGAGACACAUCCUGUUAAGUAGAAUAAUUAAAAUUUAUAUAAUUAAUGCCAAAUAAAUUAAACCAAAAAACCUGAUGAAGAUGUAAGAGAAUGCUUAAAAAAAUUGAAAGCCAUUCAAGAUAAAGAUACCUCUAACAAAAUUAAGAAACUUCUUUUUACAUUUAGGUUUUGCAAAAGAAGAUAAAAAUAUGAAGAAAUAGAAGUGCUAAAUCAUAAACAGCAAAAGAAAAUAGAGAACCAUAUCAGCCAAGAUUUAGACAUCUUGCAUUUCUUUAAUGAUAUGAUAUUUUUAAAGAAAGCUGUCAUGCUACUUUUAAGAAAAGAUUAAUUAGCGGCAUUAAAGCUAGUUGGCUUCUCUCAGAAUAUCUUAGAUUUGGAUCUAAAAGAUAUUGAUGCAAAUAACUAAAAAAAAAAAAAAGAAUUAAGCUAUUAUGAGAUGUAAUUUGCUAUUUUAUAAUCAGAAAAAUUGUAAUAGCACUAGAUUGAAAAGUUUUUAAAAAGAUGUCAAAAUAAUUAUAAAGUAACUCAGAUAGAUAACAGGAUUUUACAAUCUCUAUAAGCAAAUAAAGUUAUUUGA
Molecule: messenger RNA, 2007 nt
Organism: Tetrahymena thermophila SB210
Lineage: Eukaryota; Ciliophora; Oligohymenophorea; Hymenostomatida; Tetrahymenidae
Product: AMP-binding enzyme family protein
Exons: 3
Source: RefSeq, a predicted model, not a curated record